AUGAAAGGGUCCAUUUGUUUGCACACCCUGUUGUUGCUCGUCGGCAUGCAGGAAAUGGGGGCCGGUCGUGUGUGCCCCCAACGUGGUGAGAGGAAAAGGGCGUACGUAAUAAAUAUGAAACGGGGGAGCGUGCAGAAUGGUGGAGCGAGGCGAGGGCUGUGGUCCGGGCGGGUAAAGUUUAGGAAGCGGGAGGACCUCUCCCGUGGGGGCAGAGGCCCUGAGUGCGCGGUGAACGCGGUGAACGCGGCCAGCGCGGCAAAUAAUGGCAACCCCGCUAACGCCGCUAACGAUGCUAACGCUUCUAACCCCUCUAACCGCGCUAACCGCGCUAACCCCGCCAACUGCAUCAACGUGGCCAUCUUCGGGAGCAGCGGGAGCAUCGGCGCGAACGCGCUGGACGUGAUUCGCGAGUGCAACCGAGUUGAGAGGCGCUUCAACGUGGAGGCCCUGUACGUCAACAAAAGCGUGACCAAACUGUAUGAACAGGCAAGGGAGUUUUUGCCAAAGUAUGUGUGCAUCCACGAUGAGUCAAAAUAUGAGGAAUUAAAAAUGUUGUUAAGAAAAAUAAAGGGAUACAACCCAGAGAUACUAGUGGGGGAUGAUGGCAUGAAACAAAUGUGCAGCAGCAACACACUAGACAGAAUUAUAAUUGGGAUCGACUCCUUCCAUGGGUUAUACUCAACCAUAUAUGCAAUUAAAAGCAAUAAAAUUAUUGGGCUAGCGAAUAAAGAGUCAAUCGUAUCUGCAGGAUUUUUUCUCAAAAAAUUAUUAACAAGUCAUACAAAAUCGUGCAUUAUUCCAGUGGACUCAGAACACAGUGCCAUCUUCCAAUGUUUGGAUAAUAACAAAGUUUUAAAAACGAAAUGUCUGCAGGAUAGCUUCUCCAAAGUGAAUCAAAUAAAAAAAUUAAUUUUAUCCUCCUCAGGUGGCCCCUUUCAAAAUGCCUCCCUUGAUGAGCUGAAAAAAGUAACCGCAGAAGAUGCCCUCAAACAUCCAAAGUGGAAAAUGGGACCCAAAAUAACCAUCGACUCUGCAACUAUGAUGAACAAAGGGUUAGAGGUGAUUGAGGCUCAUUUCCUCUUCGACGUAGAUUACAAUCAUAUAGAAAUCCUUGUGCAUAAGGAAUGUAUUCUCCAUUCGUGCGUAGAAUUUAUAGACAAAUCGGUUGUAAGCCAAAUGUACCUCCCAGAUAUGAAGCUUCCAAUUCUAUAUGCUUUGACUUGGCCUAAUAGAAUUGCUACAGAAUUGCCGUCUCUUAAUUUGGCUAGUACGUCUCCCCUUACAUUUUACUCCCCCUCACUGGACCACUUCCCUUGUAUCAAGCUGGCGUACCAGGCAGGUCGGCAGGGGAACUUCUACCCAACUGUCCUCAACGCGGCCAACGAGGUGGCCAACAAACUAUUUCUAAGUAACAAAAUUGGCUACUUUGACAUUGCCGCCAUCAUAUCUGACGUUUUGGAGUCCUUCACGCCGCAGGAGGUCUCCAACAACUGCGAGGAUUUGAUGCACCAAAUUGGGGGCAUCCACAAGUGGGCCGUCCGCAGGGCUGAGGAGGUGUACCGGGUGCGCUCCUCCGCAGCGCAGUGA
Molecule: messenger RNA, 1587 nt
Organism: Plasmodium vivax (malaria parasite P. vivax)
Lineage: Eukaryota; Apicomplexa; Aconoidasida; Haemosporida; Plasmodiidae
Product: 1-deoxy-D-xylulose 5-phosphate reductoisomerase, putative
Exons: 1
Coding region: 1-1587 (528 amino acids)
Biological process (GO): isoprenoid biosynthetic process
Molecular function (GO): protein binding; NADPH binding; 1-deoxy-D-xylulose-5-phosphate reductoisomerase activity
Source: RefSeq, a predicted model, not a curated record